Lolium rigidum is the source of this 2225-nucleotide messenger RNA. RefSeq names its product L-type lectin-domain containing receptor kinase SIT2-like. The transcript is spliced from 2 exons. Gene Ontology annotation, molecular function: ATP binding; protein kinase activity; carbohydrate binding. NCBI's taxonomy places the organism in Eukaryota, Viridiplantae, Streptophyta, Magnoliopsida, Poales, Poaceae. Bases 60 to 2063 code for a protein of 667 amino acids. The record is from RefSeq and is a predicted model, not a curated record. Gene Ontology annotation, cellular component: plasma membrane. Gene Ontology annotation, biological process: protein phosphorylation.
AGUCCGCGUCUUCUGCUGGGACACGCACUAAUCCCCUUCAUCUUCGUUUGCCUCCAAACAUGAAGUUCACCCUUGUCCACCUUCUCUUCAUUUGCCUUAAUCUAGUAGUCUACACCACCGGCGACGACCAAUUCGUCUACUCCGGUUUCUCUGGCGCAAACCUCACCUUCGACGGCGCAGCCACGGUCACUCCAGGCGGCCUCCUCCAGCUCACCAACGGCACAGACCAGCAGAAAGGCCAUGCUUUCUACCCGACUCCGCUGAACUUCACCAGGUCUCGUGGCGGAGAGGUGCAGUCCUUCUCGGCCUCCUUCGUGUUCGCCAUCUUGUCCAUCUACACCGACCUGAGCGCCCACGGCAUGGCCUUGGUCGUGGCGUCGAGCAAGAACUUCUCCUCCGCUCUGCCUGGCCAGCUCCUUGGCCUCACGGACAUCCAAAACAACGGCAACGACAGCAACCACUUCUUCGCCGUGGAGCUGGACACGAUCCAAAACAAGGAGUACAACGACCUCAACGCCAACCAUGCCGGCGCUAACGUCAACGGUCUCAUAUCGCUGCAGUCCUACUACGCCGGUUACUUCGAUGACAAGGAUGGUAACUUCCGCAACCUGAGUCUGAUUAGCCGCCAGGCCAUGCAAGUGUGGGUGGAUUAUGACCACAAGGUUGCGCAGAUCGCUGUGACCAUGGCUCCCAUCAAGGUCGGCAGACCUGUAAAGCCAUUGUUCACAGCCACCUACAACCUCACAUCUGUGGUCACAGACGACGCAUACGUCGGUUUCUCCUCUGCGACCGGCACAUUCGACGUGCGACACUAUGUACUUGGUUGGAGCUUUGCCAUGAACGGCCCUGCUCCGGCCAUCGACAUCUCCAAGCUACCAAAUCUUCCGCGUGUAGGACCGAAGCCACGAUCCAAGGUAUUGGAAAUAGUUUUGCCAAUAGCAAGUGGAGUGUUCGUCCUCAUCCUGGGCACCAUUGUUGUCCUCGUACUACAGAGGCGUUUUAGGUACGCCGAGCUGCGGGAAGAUUGGGAGGUUGAAUUCGGGCCACGGCGAUUCGCAUACAAGGAUUUGUACCGUGCAACCGGAGGUUUUAACAACACGCACCUGUUAGGAAUUGGAGGAUUCGGCAGGGUAUACAAGGGUGUCCUUCCAGCGUCUGAGGUGGAGAUUGCUGUGAAGAAGGUGUCACACGACUCAAAGCAGGGCAUCAAGGAAUUCAUUGCAGAGGUGGUUAGCAUAGGACGUCUCCAACACCGCAAUCUUGCACCAUUACUUGGUUACUGCCGACGAAAAAGUGAGUUGUUUCUGGUCUACGAGUACAUGUCAAAUGGAAGUGUUGACAAGUACCUGCACGGCAGAGAAGGCAAACCAAAUCUGAAUUGGGCUCGUAGGUGGCAUAUCAUCAAAGGCAUUGCAUCAUGCUUGGUCUACCUUCAUGAAGAGUGGGAAAAAGUUGUAAUCCAUCGGGACAUCAAAGCCAGCAAUGUCCUCCUGGAUAGCGACAUGAACGGAAGGCUUGGUGACUUUGGCCUUGCAAGAUUGUACGACCACGACACUGAUCCGCAGACCACACAUGUAGUUGGAACGAUAGGAUACCUAGCUCCAGAGCUAGGACACACUAGCAAAGCGACCCCUCUUACUGACGUAUUUGCUUUUGGAGUAUUCAUUCUUGAAGUUACUUGUGGGCAGAGGCCUGUCAACAAUGCGAGCUUACAGGAGAGCCAAGUGCUGCUGGUCGAACGGGUGCUCGAGCAAUGGAGCAAGGAAUCGCUCCUCGAUACCGUGGAUAAGCGGCUUGAGGGCAACUACGACGCUGCCGAGGCAUGUGUGGCUCUCAAGCUAGGCCUGCUAUGCUCUCACCCAUUCGCGAAUGCAAGACCAUCUAUGCGGGAAGUGAUGCAGUACCUUGAGGGGGACAUGCCGCUGCCGGAGAUGACACCGACGGAUUUAAGUUUUCAGAUGAUGGCCAUAAUGCAGAAUGGAGGAUUUGACCAAUUCAUCAUGGCAUAUCCUUCAUCGUCAGCGAGUAUUGAAAGCACGUCUCUAAUUUCAGUUGGAAGGUGACAUGCACCGUGAUGCUGAUCCGGACCCUGCAUCGACACUACCAUUCAGAGCAUCAACAUAUAUGUAAUUUGUAACUUUUUACUUUGAAAAUACCAAAUGUAAUAAGUGGUAGAAUCUUUUUAGAAAGAAAUUUUAUUAAUAUAAAUAAAAUACCAAUGCCUA